AAGUGGCCUGAGUUUUAACUUUUGAGAAGCAUCAAUGGUGAUUUUAAACUGAAAUCGUUAUCUUCGAGAGUAAACCGCUUUUUUUUCCCCCAAACUCUCUCAAGUCUCAUCUGAAACCAAAAUCUAAUAACCAGAAUUACCAUUGUUGUUAUUUUUUGUUUUAAAAGUUUCUUCUCCAAGUCUCUCCAUGUUUUGUCUACUCUAAUUUGAAUUCGAACCAACCAAAGAAGAUGGAUUCGUCUAAGAAACUCUUGUUUCCAGACCAGAUUCUGUCUUCUAGAAGAAACAUCUUGACCAGAUUCGGUUUAGGAGUCGUUGCUUCUCUCCUUCUCGUCACACUUCUCUCCCUUACUAGUUCCUCCUUCAAUGUCCCCUUCGUCUCUCCUCUGCUUCAAGGUCUCAAAAACUCCAAUCUAAACACAUCUUCUUCUUCUGUCAAGCAAGUUGACGAGAAGCCUCAAGUAGUAAAUCUCACCGACACGGUCCCAGAUGCCAAAGUUCCAACCUUUGCUCCCGAACAAAGAUCUGAAGAAACAAGAGAUGCUGGUUCGAAGAACACAGCUUUGUCUGAAGAGGGUAAAGUUCCAAGCUUUGGUUCUGGACAAAGAUCUGGUGAAACAGUUACGACGAACUCGAGUUUGACAGAUGACCAAAAUACCCUCGAAGUAAAUGCUACAACAAGUGUGGCGAACAGCUCGAGCUUGGUAUCUGAUUUGGGAGGUAGAUUUGUGCCUGCAAACACAAGUAACGAGAAUGGCUCUGUGGCUACAGAUCGAAGCAGAGGUUCGUUUGAGGAUUGUGAUAUCUACGAUGGAAGUUGGGUGAGAGCUGAUGGUGAGACAAUGCCGUAUUACCCAUCUGGUUCUUGUCCGUAUAUAGACAGAGAUUUCAACUGUCACGCCAAUGGACGACCUGAUGAUGCUUAUGUUAAAUGGAGGUGGCAACCAAAUGGGUGUGACAUUCCAAGGUUGAAUGGAACUGAUUUUUUGGAGAAGCUAAGAGGGAAGAAGCUGGUAUUUGUGGGAGAUUCGAUUAACCGGAACAUGUGGGAAUCUCUUGUUUGCAUCCUUCGACAUAGCGUCAAGGACAAGAAACGAGUGUAUGAGAUCUCUGGGAGAAGAGAGUUCAAGAAGAAAGGGUUUUACGCUUUCAGAUUCGAGGACUAUAAUUGCACUGUGGAUUUCGUUGGCUCGCCCUUUUUUGUUAGGGAAUCGAGUUUCAAAGGCGUGAACGGGACAAAAUUGGAGACUUUAAGGUUGGAUAUGAUGGACAAGACGACAUCUAUGUAUCGAGAUGCUGAUAUAUUGAUUUUCAACACCGGUCAUUGGUGGACUCAUGACAAAACAAAGCUAGGAGAAAACUAUUACCAAGAAGGAAACGUUGUGUAUCCGAGGCUCAAGGUUCUCGAAGCUUAUAAACGAGCUCUCAUUACUUGGGCGAAAUGGGUGGAUAAGAACAUCGAUCGGAAUCAUACACAUGUCAUAUUUAGAGGGUACUCUGUGACACAUUUUAGAGGAGGGCCAUGGAAUUCAGGAGGACAAUGCCAUAAAGAAACGGAACCGAUUUAUAACACGAUGUACUUGGCAAAGUAUCCUUCGAAGAUGAGAGCUCUCGAGUAUAUUCUCCGUGAUACAAUGAAAACUCCGGUGGUAUACAUGAACGUAAGUCGACUAACGGAUUUCAGAAAAGAUGGUCAUCCGUCGAUAUAUAGAAUGGUGUACAGGACGGAAAAGGAGAAAAGAGAGGCUGUGCGCCACCAAGAUUGUAGCCAUUGGUGUUUGCCUGGUGUACCGGACACAUGGAACCAGCUCUUGUAUGUGUCACUGUUAAAGGCCGGGCUCGCAUCUAAGUGGUAGUCGAAAGUCCUCUGUCUUUGUAUUAUUGUUUGUGUAUAGUAAAAAAAUGUACCUAAGAAAAAUGAAGGAAUUUUUUUACUUUGUAUCACUGCAAGAACAAGUAAAAUAUCCCAAAGGCGUGAACGGGACUACAUUGGAGACUUUUAAGGUUGGAUAUGAUGGACAAGACGACAUAUAUCUAUCGUCUUUGUAUAUACAUGAUAUAAAUUCAACUCUAUAUCAACA
This is a messenger RNA of Camelina sativa (false flax), 2081 nucleotides long. RefSeq names its product protein trichome birefringence-like 2. Gene Ontology annotation, cellular component: Golgi apparatus. Lineage: Eukaryota; Viridiplantae; Streptophyta; Magnoliopsida; Brassicales; Brassicaceae. The record is from RefSeq and is a predicted model, not a curated record. Gene Ontology annotation, molecular function: O-acetyltransferase activity.